Molecule: messenger RNA, 2433 nt
Organism: Exophiala bonariae
Lineage: Eukaryota; Fungi; Ascomycota; Eurotiomycetes; Chaetothyriales; Herpotrichiellaceae
Exons: 2
Coding region: 1-2433 (810 amino acids)
Biological process (GO): Ras protein signal transduction; protein ubiquitination
Cellular component (GO): cytoplasm
Molecular function (GO): ubiquitin protein ligase activity; zinc ion binding
Source: RefSeq, a predicted model, not a curated record
AUGCCCAACUAUUUCUUUCAUGUUGCUCUUGAACUCUUUACAGAUCACCAGACCAGUACUCAACACCCAGAAUCACAUCCACCGAAUCUAUCACAAUUCUUUAAAACCUUGAAGCCUUUCACACGAUCACCGGCUGGAAGACAGUCGCGAGUCAAUCUGUCGGACCAGAGAAAAUCAUUACCUCUUACCAUACAACGCUCGCAACCUACCCUCCAUGAUCUCGAAUCCAAGUUGGACAUUUCACACUCCGACUCCAAGGACCCUCGCUUGGAUACAAUUGUCCUGGAGAGCGCAGAUAUGGCGUCGCAAUCAGCAGGUGGAGAACAUUCUGGUCAGAAUGACAACAUCAUCGAGAAAGGCAUUGGUACAUCGAUUUCCGGUCGUCACAUGAAAGGCCGAUAUGAACCUUUGGAAGAUAAUGGCGGGGUUGAAGGCUGGGGCAUUGUUCAUCUUUACAGAGAUUCCGAAGAGACGUCGGGUCUUUACCCAUACAAAGAUUCUGCAUAUCGGUCCAGUGAUCUCUGGAGUGAUGGACUGCGCAAUCACUCCUCGGGCAAGGCACAUCCGCCACCAAAAGAUGAAGAGUGUACAACCCUCUGUAUCCUCGCUGUACCCUCCUACAUGACACCCUCUGAUUUUCUUUCCUUUGUGGGAGAAGAGACAAGAUCCCAAGUCAGCCAUUUCCGAAUGGUGCGGACAUCCAGAGCAAACCGUUACAUGGUCUUGAUGAAGUUCAACCAUGGUAAAACAGCAAGACAAUGGCAAAAUGAAUGGAAUGGCAAAGUGUUCAACACAAUGGAGCCAGAAACCUGUCAUGUUGUUUUCCUCAAAUCUGUUGAGCUCAUCCAUACCUCUUCAAUGGAACAGAACAGUGGUCUCAGUUCGCCUACAACAAGUUAUCCCCGUAUGUCCAACGACCCAUUUAUUCCCGCCAGCACCUCAUUAAAACCUCUCGCACCUCGAACUCCUUCCUUGAUCGAAUUACCUACUUGUCCUGUUUGUCUGGAGCGAAUGGAUGAGACUACGGGUCUUCUGACAAUACCAUGUCAACAUGUCUUCCACUGCUCCUGCUUAGAAAAGUGGUCCGGUGGUGGAUGUCCCGUGUGCCGCUAUACUCACGAUGACUUUUCCUCCCGACUUGGAUCUUACAAACUCAAGAGCAAAGUACAAGGAGAAUAUGAUGUAUAUGAUGGCCCACGAGAUUGUGAAGUCUGUCACGUCGAAACAAGUCUCUGGCAAUGUCUCGUAUGUGCCAAAGUGGGCUGUGGGAGAUAUGAAGGGAAACAUGCUUAUACUCAUUUUGAAGAAACUGGUCAUGCAUUUAGUAUUGAUCUGGAUUCCAAACGAGUUUGGGAUUAUGUUGGUGAUGGCUAUGUGCACCGCAUCAUCCAGAAUGCAGGGAGUUCAGGUGAGAAAUUGGUCGAGCUGCCAGGAAGAGCUCGGGAACCCACUGCUCUUCAAGGUCUGGAGGAUCUGGAUGUUACAAAAAUGGACAAUAUGGCCUUGGAGUAUACCCAUCUUUUGACAAGUCAAUUGGAGAGUCAACGGGCUUAUUUUGAAGAAGUGGUGGAACGUGCAGUGGAUAAAGCAACCGAAGCGAGCAAGAAAGCCGAAGAAGCCAUCACACAAGGCCGCGCUGCCACACAAAAACUGCAAAUCCUUGAACAGGAGCAUGACAUGGUUGCCAAAGGACGCCUUCCAGAAUUAGAAAAGGAGAGGGAGCGACUGGCCAAACGUAGCUCCAAGUUCGAAGAGAUGACAAGAUCAUUCAAUGCCAAAUAUCAGGAAGAAAAGACCUUGACCACGAGUCUGAUGGAACGAGUCAAAUUUCUUGAAGAAACGCAGAUUGAGCAGCUUAAUCGGAAAAUCCAACAGCUCGAAGAAGAUAAUGCUACGAAAGACCUCCUGAUGGAGGGUCUCAGAGACGAACACCGUGACGCCAUGAUGCAGAUAUCCGCACAGAGGAAACUACAGGAAAUGGUGGACAACGGAGAACUCGAACAGGAGGAUCUGGAUGGUGCUGUCAUUGAAGCUGGGCCAGCCGCGAAGAAAAAGCUCCCUUUACGAAGAGGCAAAAAGGGAAUGCAAGCCCAGGCCGGCAAAGCUAUGAUUGCAAGCGGUGGGACGCCUUCCAUCACCUCUGCAUUACCUUCUCCAAACGUCGCGCCCGUCGCUGACCUCUAUCGCGAACUUCUCGGCUCUAAUUCAUUGAGCAAUGAAUGGGACGAUGAAAAAGCCAGGAAGAUUCUCGAAGAGUGCAGAGCUAAGUUGCUAGGUGAAGGACUGCUCGUGCCAUCCGCACCCAAUGCUCCUGCAGUGGAGACGGAGGACAGUGACGGCGAUGGAGAGGUCGACGAGACUGUCGAACAACAACCAGGCGACAAAAGUAAGUCGAGCAAGAAGCGUAAAGGAAAGAAGAAGGCGAGGAAGUGA